Gilbertella persicaria is the source of this 1584-nucleotide messenger RNA. RefSeq names its product fungal-specific transcription factor domain-containing protein. The transcript is spliced from 5 exons. Lineage: Eukaryota; Fungi; Mucoromycota; Mucoromycetes; Mucorales; Choanephoraceae. Bases 1 to 1584 code for a protein of 527 amino acids. Gene Ontology annotation, molecular function: DNA binding; zinc ion binding. The record is from RefSeq and is a predicted model, not a curated record. Gene Ontology annotation, biological process: DNA-templated transcription.
AUGAAAGCUGUUAUGGAAUCAACUGAGAAUAAUAGUGAGGAACAAAACUCGGAUGAUUCAAAUUCACACACAAGCAAAGCAUCUUCUAGCAAGAGACAGAGACGCUCUUUAUCUGAGCAAGAAGAGAAUGACGAUCCUGAAAAGACAAGAAAUUCAGAACAAGGGGCCACAGACAUUGUUUUUAAAGAUGGACAAAGAGUGAAUGAACCUUUUUCUUAUGUCGGCAGCUCAUCCGGCAUUUAUUUGUUGAGUCGAUUAUUUACUCGGAACGCAACAAACUUGGAUAAAAAAGAAAAAGAGACUUUACCGAGACCAGUAGGAAACAAUGAAGAAGAUUUGAUGAUUGUUCGGUUUGGUAGUGAUCCAUUAAACAAGCUUGGGUUUGGAAGAAUCUUGAAUCCGGAUUGGAAAAUGCCACCCAAAGAUUUGACAGACUAUUUAAUUAACAUGUAUUUUAAGCGAAUCAAUCCUACACUGCCAAUUCUUGAUGAAGAAAGCUUUUAUCAAGAAUACCGAAAAGCUAAUUAUGCUUCUACUUUUAUUCCCAUUAUUAUGGCUAUUUGUCGUGCUACAUCUCGUCUACUUAGAGAAGACGACCCAUAUGUUCAGAAAUACAACAUUGAUCGCGCUCACCUCUUUCGUGAUAUUAUAAAGCAAAUGGAUCUCUAUUUUGAUAUUGAUUUCUUGCAGCCAAAAAUUGAAACAAUUCAAGUACUCUUAAUCUGCGCUUCCAAUGCCGAGAAAUGGGGUAUAGAAAGUUCAGACUGGAUCGGCACAAGCAUUGCAGUAAAAAUGGCACAAGAUUUAGGUUUGCAUAGAGCAAAUGCGCAACAUGAAAGUAUACCUAAAAGAGAUAUGGAAGCCAAAAAAAGAUUAUGGUGGUCUGCUUAUAUAAUCGAUCAUUGGGUUUGUGCCUCCCUGGGAAGACCAUUAACAAUAUCAGAUGCUGACUGCGAUAUUGACUACCCUGACACAAGCGACCAACAAUACACCAUGUUUUUUCAUAUGGUCAAAUUAAGCUGUAUUUUGGGUGAUGUCUUGAGAGCACUUUGUUCCCCUCGAGCUAGACUUAUGUCUGAAAAGGGCGUUGGGUUAGAAGCCAUUUCUCGAAGCUUAGAACAAAUGCUUUUGGAUUGGAAAAACUCUCUGCCACCACAUUUGAACCUGACAGAGCAGGAGUUAGAUAGGAUUUCACGGAAAGAUAUGGAUUUUACACUGAGAGCUAAAUUAAGCAAAGGGGCUGGCCAACUUCGAUUAGCUUAUACUGCUGUCCUUUUACUUGUCAAGCGCCCAUUUAUUUCUAUGGGUGUUGGCAGCGGAUCAACCGUUACAAUACCUAAUAUUUGCCAGGAGGCUAUGAAAGUGUCUGUUUAUUUGUUUGAUGUUAUGGAUGUUACUGAUUUGCUGUGCAGCUGGUCAUUAGGAAGUAACACACAAAUGUUGUUACUCUUAAACUUUAGAAAUGCGGAUACUGGCUUGAGUGCAGGAUCUAAGCGCUUUUCUGAAAGAUUUAAAGAACGUCACCGUGAAUUAGAGAAUUAUAUUACAGAGGUAAAAAGAAAAGAACCUGCUUCUUAUCUCUAA